AUAUUACGUCCAUGGGGCAGUCGAACCACCGCUUUUUCGUACACCGUGCUUGAAAUACUUGACUGUCGAUUUAAGAUUUGACACAGCGCGUCGUUGAUCAUGUUUGCUGUUAACAUGAACAAUGCUCCAAUUUUUUAAAAAAUCUGGGCCCCGCGAUAAGCCUGGAUCGUCGUCAAAGUCUGAAAAUUAUGGAAAAUUAGCGGUAGAUGUAUUCCGCCAAGAAUUCCGCCCGCUGCACUGCUUGGAGGAGGAAGAGGAAGACGAAGAUUGCAGGGAUCAGAAAUUUGAGGUCACCACAUUCAAAUCGCGGCUAUCAAAAACUCUGCCAGAAAUUCUUUCGGACAAAGGGGCUCUUGGUUAUUUUUUUCAAUUUCUUGAAGCUCGAGGAUCCGUAGCGCUCAUCAAGUUUUGGCUAGAGGUGGAAUGUGUGUGUAACUCUCACGGUGUUGAUGAAUUCGAAAAGUGCGUGAAGAAGGGAUUGGGCGAAGCUGGUGACUGGACAUUUAUUGAAGAGAACAGUGCUACCGGCUCAACGGACAAUAAUGAUAACUUUAGAUGCAAUAUAGCAGCCGGGGAUAUACGGGCUCACGACCUUGUAAAUAGUAAUCAUACUAAAUCAAAUUGUGAUGAAACUCCAAAGACUAGUCAAACGGUGAAAAGAGCUCAAAAAUCAAAAAAUGAAUUAAUAAUUAAAAAUCACAAAACUACUGCUGCAGAAGAGGACACCUUGCGAAUUUACAAACGAUAUAUUGCCAAUGAAUGCUUGGGGCUAGUUCAAGUUCCCAUGGAUAUCCGAAUUGGUAUGGAAUCUGCCCUGCAUUCUCACGACAUAGGGCUACUCUUGAAGUGUUUGUCCAACGUUCAACAGAUCGUCUAUAAAGCUUUGGAGGACGAGUACAUCAAUGAUUUCCUGAGGAGUGAUUUUCAUUGCAAGCAUCAAAUCGAUGUGCUUACCAGUGGCGAUGUCCAGCUUGCAGACAUACUUUAUAACGAGACUGCUUUUUUCCAUUUUAUGGAGUUUAUGGAGAUUGAAGGAAAACGGGAGCUUCUGGACUUCUGGAUGUCAGCGGUGAAUUAUAAGCAGAAUUUAAUGCAAAAAGGAGAUAGUACUAACUCAGCGGAGGCUCAAACGGAUGCGCUAAUACUUUACGACAAAUAUUUUAGUUUGCAAGCGACAAUGCCACUUGGAUUCAGUGACAAAAUACGGUUUCACGUGGAACAAAAUAUUUGUCGCGAAGAUGGAGAAGGGCCAAGGCCUGAAUGUUUCGACCGACCUUGUCAAGUUGUCUACAGAUUUCUCAAUAAGCAUUAUCUGGGUGCUUUCCUGUCAUCGCAGUUGUAUUACAAAUAUUUAUCGGAGCUAAUUAGCAGUAUCCAGAGUAGUCCGUGCCCACCUUUGCACCCUCAGUUAAGAAGAACAGAAUCCGACUGCAGCAGCGAUGUCAGCACAGUGAGCAUCGGCACGCUCAGUACAAUGCCAAUAAGCCACGAGGAGGGUAGUGGACGAAAAAGCGGUGCAAAAGACACAGGAAGUAUGAGCAUUGAUACCAGACAACUCUAUGAUCCAGACUCUUUGUGGAAACGCCAAAAGUACAAUUUAAGCGUUGGAUAUAUCAACGAUAUGGGCAGAUUUGUUACCGAGAUCGAUCCAGACCCGCAUCGCAGAUACGAAUCUCGCUUGUCACGCGCCAUGAAAAGGCUCGUCAAUUUGGAGAAUGACAAGGCUAAAGAAGAAAUGGCUUGGAGAAUUGCAGAGAUGAUAGUAGGUGAAAUAACAAGCCUGACCCAGAGUCAGAGGGUUUGCCAAACACAUAAUCCGUCUUGAUGCAAUCUGCCACUAUGGGACUGCAAAAUUGUUCUCGCAGAGAGACCGGCAAGUUCUUUGCACACAUUUUCUCUAAGCAGUCAUACUACAUCAGAUGAAUCUCUUGAAAUUACCAAAUAAUUGAAGACAAACUGUUUCGGUUAGUUUGAUGAAAUGGAUGCUUAUAUUGGAAUUGGAAAUUUAACCUGCAGUGUUACAACGGCAUCCAUGAAAACGAGAAAUUAUGUGCUUCCAUCUAUCACAGUUUUCUCUUCAAAACGUCUUGCAAGCCUCUCUCGGUUCUUGCCAUGCAAAUUGUGAGAAUGCAUGUAUACCAAUGUUUUUAGUACACUGUGGAAUCGCUAAAUUUUAUGGUCCCUGUUGCUCCAGGUUCCCUAUAUAUCUAGGAGGCGAGAAGCGAGUUUUAUAUCUGUUCUGAAUAUGUAUCACAUCAGCAUUAAUGUUUCCCAAAAAAUGGAAUAAUUUCAUCAGAUACAACCCAUUAUGAAUAGUCCCUGUGUGUGACCAUACAACAUUCAACAUUUCUCGGAUAUUUAAUGGUUUUUCCCAUUUUGGCGAUAAAUAUUUCAGACGCAGUCCUAACCCUAUAUAUCGUUUUACUUUGCGCACAGGAGUUUAAUGGCUGGACGAUCGUAUUUUUUGUUCUUAUUACAAUCUUCGUUUCUAUGGAGUGUCGACUAAAACCUGGCCCCAAAAUUGUCAGAAAAUUAGAAAUUUUCCGAUUCAAUUGUCAUCAUUCUCCAGGUGCAUUGAAAGUAAGAUAUCUCAUUCAUAAACUACUCAAACAAAAUUUCCAAGAAUCUCUUUCUGCACAUAUCCGUAGUAAAAUUUGGAAUAAAAUGAGUUUUUACAUCUCAAAAUUGAUUAUUUGAAAAAUAUUAAAAAACUAUUUGUUUACUUCUCAAAACAUGACCUGAGUAGCCAUAAAAAUCCCUGGGAUUUCCAUGUUCUUUGAGGAGAAGAAUUCCCUGAGAACGCCAAUUAUGCCAGGGUUUCCUAGGUAGUAGACACUCUGAUUCGUUAUUUAAAAUUCGAAAUUCAAAUCAUGGGAUGAACUCAAUUUCUUGCAUUUCUGACUUUUGCAAAAUUUUAUAAAUGACCGUUAACUAACCGAAAGAUAUGCGUUCUACUAAUAUCUAUCAUAACUUCACAGUAUUUUGUUCAAUAGUUUAGUAUUUCACUUUUUAGCGCCAUACAAGACAAAUAACUAUUGGCAAAUGAGUUUGCAACUAAAAUGUGUAAAGCAUUGAGAUAUUUAUAAUGGCUUUAUGUUAUAUCGUUAUAAUUAGUAAUUUUUUUUAAAAGUAUUUUGAAACAUUUCUACCGCAUACGUGACAAGUGCCAGAUAAUAUUUUCACCUGUAUUAUGACUGUAAAGCAUUCAUGAUUAGGAUGACAGCGAUACACGUUGAUCAUCUAUUAUAGUGAUUGAAUAAUGUUCGGCCAGUGAAACGUUCUCUCUCUAACUAAUAUGAUUUUUAAACUACUAGAAUAACUAAAGCCUUAUUUCGAACUUGAGAAAAAAGGACGGCAAAAGAGAAAUGGCAAAAACAAAACUUAACGAUCUCACACACUCUGAUUUGUGACAAAUUUAUCAGCAAAGCUAAGAGCCAGUGGGAUCAAAUAUAUUAACCUCUACAUUUUUUUUUAUUUUAAAAUGUAAAUUUUUACAUCUCAUUCGAGGGUGCUCAAAUAAAAUUCCCUGACUUUUUCUAGCAAAAAAUUCAGAAUUGCCUGACUUUUUCCCAUGAAACUUAAGUAAUGUUGGGCAGCAUUUAUGACCAAAAGUUCCACAAGUUGUCUACCUUGAAUAUGUAAGUACGGAUCUAAAAAAUAUAUAGAAUUGCUUCGUUUUACAAAAAUAAUUAGAUGUUGAACAAUAUCAUUUCCAAAAGAUAGCUUAACUAAAUUUACGAAGCAUAACUGAAGGUUGAAAAUGAUUUAUAAAAAAAGUACGUUUUUCUGGAUGAUCCAUCAUAAUUCCCUGAUUUCCCUGACCAUUCCCAGUUUGUCACCACCCUGUUAUUCUUUCAUCGAUACAUCCACUUCGCGAGCAUAUAUGACGUAAAAAUUGAUUGAAAGUAAUCGCAUAGAUUGACACUGUACGUACGUAAUGUACCUAAUCAUGUGUCGAAAUUACCGUUCUAAAUAUAACACAUGAUAAUAUUAAAUAUAAAAGUGUGAAGUAAAGUAUUAGUUACUGACAUGGUGAAGCGGAAUUGGUACUGAAUUGAUAUUAUGUUGUAGUAUAUGUACAGAUCCUUAGAUUGAUUCUGACAAAUUUAAAGCCACGGAUGGCAUCUGUUUCCCAUGUUAAACAAGCGGCAGUAGACCACAUCGGCGGCCUCAAUGUGUUAGUAUCAAUCCAAGGAUCUGUACAUACGUAUAUAUUAUGUUUCUCCCCAUUGAAAAAUGAGCAUACAAUACCAUACAUGUUAACCGGCAUUAUCGAAUGAUUGGUGAUUGGCGAGAAAAUAUAGGAACGAUAAGGUAAUGUCAAAUAAUGAUCCACAUGUACCGUGUGAUUCUCAUUGUGUAAUCCCAAGCGAUGAGCUUGGCAUUUCUGUAAUAAGAAUUCCUAGUGAAACAAAAUUGCAUCUUACCGUUCGGUAUACAUCAACUAUCAUUGACGGCAGUAUGUUAUGUAAUGGUAAAAGCAGUAGGCUUGAUUGUAACCUGAUCUGUGGUAACAUUGUACUGUAUACAUAGCCGGUAUUAAGAAUUAUGACGAAUUAUUAAAGAUGAUUUUAUAGAAGAUUUGAACUUUGCGAAGGAAAAGUCAGGGCAUCUCAUCUCAACGAAUUUGCCGCCAUUGAUGCUGGGGCAAACCUUGUUAACUCUGAAGACAAUUAGUUCUAGGCUGUUGCAGAGCAACCGUAUCCACAUCAGGUAUGACAAUGCUCGAAUUCUUGGCAGUUUAUCUCACAGACAUGUUAUCGAGUAAGGGAUACCAUUAUUAAAGGAUCAACCCAUCAAUGACAGAUUGUCAUCAUUAAAAUAAUUGAUUAAAAACACAUCCCGUAUUAUAGGGUAGUAUCUAGCCAAGAAAGCCUAUGGGAUACGUAUUUUUGUAAUACUAUAUUCAUAAAAUAGAUUUCUUGUGUAUGAUCGUAUUCAAGUAUACAAAACGAAAUACAAAUUUUCAAACUGUA
Molecule: messenger RNA, 4976 nt
Organism: Neodiprion fabricii
Lineage: Eukaryota; Metazoa; Arthropoda; Insecta; Hymenoptera; Diprionidae
Gene: pkaap
Product: A-kinase anchor protein 10, mitochondrial
Exons: 10
Coding region: 122-1825 (567 amino acids)
Biological process (GO): intracellular protein localization
Cellular component (GO): plasma membrane
Molecular function (GO): protein kinase A binding
Source: RefSeq, a predicted model, not a curated record